UUAUAAUUAAAAUGAUCAAUCAAUAUCCACAGCCAGCUCAAAGCAAAUUAGCAGUUCAACCUCAGAUUAUCAAUCCAGAGGGACAACUGUAUGCAAACAAUAGCCAGCCUGGAGGAACUGAAGCUAAAUAUGGAUUCAAUACGGAUAAGAUGAGCGGUUAUGAGAAAGACCCUGGUUAUAACCCAAAUCAAAACGUCUAUUCACCAGCAGGCCCGGCUGCUGAAAUGCAAGCCAAUCCUGGGUAUCCACAAGCCUAUGGUAACAAUCAUCCAACUGUAAUGAAUGCUGCAGCUUAUGGAGGAGGUAUGCAGAAUCCAGGAGGAAAUCCGUACCCUGUUCAUGCUCCAAGAGAUGUUCAAAGAGCCGUCGACGGAGAGAAAAGAUGGAAGGGGAAGAAUUGACUUGACUGUAUCACCAAACUCAAAGGAGAUGAAGUAAGGCAAGGCUUUGUUCGUAAAGUCUUUGGAAUUCUGACAGCUCAGACUGUGUUCACUGUCAUUCUCUGUGCUAUUGUCCUUUCAACAAAAAGUAUAGAAGAUUGGCUACAGGACAAUAUUUGGUUCUAUUUUGUAUCCCUUGGAGUAACGGUGACACUGAUGAUCGUCUUGGUCUGUUUUAGAAAACCUGCAAGAAAAGUACCCAUAAACUAUAUUCUUUUGUUCACAUUCACAUUCUUUGAAUCAAUGAUGGUAGCUACUAUUAGCAGCUUCUAUGAUGCGAAAUCUGUGAUGAUAAUGGCUGGGAUCGCUCUCGUUUUGUUUGCAACUAUGGCUACAGUAGCCUGAUUUACAAGCAGAAAGCCAGCAACAUUAGCCAUGAUGAUUUAUUGCAGUUUCACCAUUAGUUUAACUUGACUUUUCAUAGUCAUUUUCUUCUCCAACAGAUGGGUGGUCACUGUUGUCAGUGGGAUCAUGCUUGUAAUCGCUUGAAUUGGAGUCAUGAUUGACAUCGACCUUAUCACCGAAAAGCAUGGACUUGAAACAGAUGAGUACAUUAUUGGUGCACUGUUCCUCUAUAUGGACCUCAUCAUGAUAUUCCUCUACUUGCUCUCCCUUUUUGGUGAUCGAGGCUAA
Messenger RNA from Moneuplotes crassus, 1073 nucleotides. Lineage: Eukaryota; Ciliophora; Spirotrichea; Euplotida; Euplotidae. The record is from the annotation of a GenBank genome assembly.